Molecule: messenger RNA, 1179 nt
Organism: Myotis brandtii (Brandt's bat)
Lineage: Eukaryota; Metazoa; Chordata; Mammalia; Chiroptera; Vespertilionidae
Product: gastrula zinc finger protein XlCGF7.1-like
Exons: 2
Coding region: 1-780 (259 amino acids)
Biological process (GO): regulation of transcription by RNA polymerase II; central nervous system development
Cellular component (GO): nucleus
Molecular function (GO): RNA polymerase II cis-regulatory region sequence-specific DNA binding; DNA-binding transcription factor activity, RNA polymerase II-specific
Source: RefSeq, a predicted model, not a curated record
AUGUUGGAAAGCGAUGUUUUUUAUAAAUGCACUGAAUGUGGGAAAUCUUUUACAACUAAGGCCUACCUUCACAGUCAUCAGAGAGUUCACACUGGAGAAAAGCCUUAUAAUUGCAGUGAAUGUGGGAAAUCUUUUACCAGUAAGUCCUACCUUCGCACUCAUCAGAGACUUCAUACAGGAGAAAAGCCUUUUAAAUGCAGUGAAUGUGGAAAGUCUUUUAUCACCAGCACUAUACUUUAUCGUCAUCAGAGAGUUCAUACAGGAGAAAAGCCUUAUAAAUGCACUGAAUGUGGGAAAUCUUUUACAACUAAGGCCUACCUUCACAGUCAUCAGAGAGUUCACACUGGAGAAAAGCCUUAUCAAUGCAGUGAAUGUGGGAAAUCUUUUACUGCUUGGGGUGCACUACAAUAUCACCAGAGAGUUCACACUGGAGAAAAGCCUUAUAAUUGCAGUGAAUGUGGGAAAUCUUUUACCAGUAAGUCCUACCUUCGCACUCAUCAGAGACUUCAUACAGAAGAAAAGCCUUUUAAAUGCAGUGAAUGUGGAAAGUCUUUUAUCACCAGCAGUAUACUUUAUCAUCAUCAGAGAGUUCAUACAGGAGAAAAGACUUAUAAAUGCACUGAAUGUGGGAAAUCUUUUAAAACUAAGGCAUACUUUCACAGUCAUCAGAGAGUUCACACUGGAGAAAACCCUUAUAAAUGCACUGAAUGUGGGAAAUUUUUUACCACUAAGGCCCACCUUCACAGACAUCAGAGAGUUCAUACUGGAGAAAAGCUUUAGAAAUGCAGUGAAUGUGGGAAAUCUUUUACCUGGAGCAUUGACCUUCAUCAUCAUCAGUGUUCACACAGGAAAAAAGUCUUAUCAAUGCAGUGAAUGUGGGAAAUCUUUUGCAGGUCGCAAUGGUCUCCAAUAAUAUCUAAGUUCUUACAGGCGAAAAGCCUUAUAAAUGCAUUAACUGGGAAAUUUUAUACCAGUUUCACCAACCUUCACCAUCAUCAGACAGUUCAUACAGGAGAAAAUGCUUAUAAAUGCAGUGAAUGCAGACAGUCUUUUACAACUAACUCUCACCUUCAUUGUCAUCAGAGAGUUCAUACACGAGAAAGUCGUAAUGAGUGUAAUUAAUGUGAGAUAUCUCUCUGCCUAAUUUGUAAAUUUGCUUUGCACUAAAGAGUCCGAAUA